Messenger RNA from Guyanagaster necrorhizus, 1350 nucleotides. RefSeq lists its product as uncharacterized. The coding region runs from base 1 to 1350 and encodes 449 amino acids. The transcript has 14 exons. NCBI's taxonomy places the organism in Eukaryota, Fungi, Basidiomycota, Agaricomycetes, Agaricales, Physalacriaceae. The record is from RefSeq and is a predicted model, not a curated record.
AUGGAUAUCAUCCAUGGCAUCGUGGAUAGAUGGACCUUCUACCCUACUGGCGCGUCUUUGCUUGACCUGAUGGGAAAAGUGGUCAUUGUUACCGGUGGAAAUACAGGAAUUGGUUACUGGAUUGUUUUACAUCUCGCGAGGAAAGGCGCCAAGGUAUACCUUGCUGCAAGAAAUGAAGCCAAGGCUUUGGACGUGAUCAAGAGCAUUACGGAGGCGGGUUGUUCCCUUCCUAGAACCAAUUAUAACAAGGCGGAUGAACCAGUCCCGAUCCUCAUUACUCAGCACUGUGAAGUAAUCCACCUCGAAUGGAGCCGAAGUGAAGCUAUUGGAAUCCCAUCGCCCCAUACUCUCUCAAGAACUGGUGUAACGACAUUCCUCAUCGAGGCUGGAAGUGGGCCGAGCUUUGAUUGGGCGGUACCUUUUCCCCCAGGAACGCAUAUUUUCCUCGUCAGUGGUCAUCUCAAACUUGAACAUAAAGGCUUUGAUGUAAUCCAGUAUCAGAUAUGCAUGUUUGAUAUCAACGGAAUUUCGGGGGGAUGUCAAGAUAUGUAUACUAUGAUGCCGAACUCUAACGGUACCGACGUUACCUGCGCAAAUGUCACCUCUACGCUUCUGUCUGCAAACGGUACGGUAUUUCAGCCUAGCGGUCCUAUGUCCCAGUAUGGUUUUAUCAAUCAAUGCACUGAUGUGUCUGUAACGCCUAACGAGGGAACUCCCCCAUUCACUCUUACGGUAGUCCGGUGGUGCUACUAUCUCAGCAUGCUUGCUAAAGAUCAGAUCCAGAUUGCACCGGCGCUCCAUCCUCCGUUCAACUUGACCGAACACCAUGGACCAAAUCACUUGGACAGUUUCUCUUUCCCGCGCGAUGCCAUUCUUCAUGUCAAUGACUGUCUGGCUCCAGGAACUGUAAACGCCAAACAUGCCAGAUCCGUCGCAGCGCGCGCGCCGGAGUUGGGGGGCUUUUCGGCGGCACAGCUCUCACAGCUAACGACGACAAAUGCAGCGGUUAGAGGAAGUGGAACAUUCUCACCUUAUAACUACCAUAGAUCGUCGACUGCUAUUAUUGGAUACCCCCAGGGACUCGGAAUGCCUCGUGAAGAGCGCGGGCUUGCCAGUGUUUCAAGUCCGCCGAUGCCCUCUGUGCAUGCAUCUCCGAGUGAACGUCGGUGGUCUCGUGCAUUCGAUGGGAACAGUUUGUCACGAAAUCAAUCGCAGGUGUACGUUCAACACCGUGAUGGGGGGCGGGCUCGUGAUGCAGCAUUGGACUUACCGCCAUCGUAUUCAGACCCCGGAAGUCUAGAUUCAUCUCUCGAACAGAUUCCCUUCACGCCUGGAGCAAAGACAGGGUAG